Molecule: messenger RNA, 1713 nt
Organism: Cuscuta campestris
Lineage: Eukaryota; Viridiplantae; Streptophyta; Magnoliopsida; Solanales; Convolvulaceae
Source: the annotation of a GenBank genome assembly
AGAAAGCCUGGGAAAUUCUUGAAACCACACAUGAAGGGGACGAGAGAGUCAAGACAACAAAAAUCUAGAUUCUUAUGACUAAAUAUGAAAGCCUGCGCAUGGAUGAUAAGGAAAGGAUAGCUGAUUUUCAUGGAAAAGUAAGGGAGCUGGCAAAUGAAGCUGAAAAUCUGAAGCGUCCAUUCACUCAAGACAGUUUAGUUUUGAAGGUUCUGAGAGCUCUACCAGAAUCCUAUGCUAUGGAUGUCAAAGCAAUUCGUCAGGCACAUGACAUCAAGCAUAUGACUCUGGAUCAACUCAUGGGGAAUUUAGAGACUAUUGAGUUGGAGAUGAAUGAAGAGCUCAAACGGAAAAAGAAUGAGAAGCCGAUUGCUUUUCACAGUCUGGCUGAUGUGGAUGACAAUGAAGAUGAUAUAGCACAAGACGAGGACUUUCAGGAGCAACUGUCACUCUUCACUAGACAGUUCAAAAAGCAAUGGAUACAGAAGAGAGGGAAGAACAACUUCCAAGGUGAAUCAUCCAAAGGAAUACAAUUUAGAAAUACACGACCAAGGGAGAAGAGGCAAGCCUUCAUGUCAACUUCGAGUGAUGAUGAGGAAGAAACAGAGGAUGUCAUGGGGAAUAGCCAUUGUGCCUUUGUCACCCAGUACAAAGAAGAAAACACUGAGGAUGCUGCUGAACAACUCACAGUACUACAAGAAAAGUGGACAGAACUUCUUCUUGUCCAUAGGAAGAACAUCUUAGAAAAGAAUCAACUGGCUGUGGAAGUAGAAGAUCUCCGAAAGAAACUAGAUAAAGUCAAACAGCAACUGAUUCAAACUGAAGGAGAAAAGUCUGAUCUGAAAUAUGAACUCACUCAACUUAAAAGCUAUCAAAGGUGGAUGAAGAGUGCAGGGGCUGAAAAGAUCGAGGAGAUGGGACUGCAAGUGAAUCUUUUGAGCAUUAGUCAGAUCUGUGAUCAAGGACUUGAAGUGGUAUUCACACAACAGAAAUGUCGCAUCAAGGAUAGAAACAAGUUGGUGGUAUUAGAGGGAGACAGAACUGCUGACAAUUGCUAUAAAGUAAUUCCAAACAUCCUAUGUUAUGCUGCAAGUGAAAGAGACGACAGAUUAUGGCACUACAAACUGGGGCAUAUGAACUAUAAAGACCUGAAAGUGCUAUCAAACUCAGGGGCAGUUCGAGGGCUGCCAAAAAUCACACAGGCUGAUGAUCAAGGAAGAGAUGAGGAUAUCUGGAUGCAAAGCUCUGUUAAACAAGAAGUGUCAGCUGUGAUACAAUAUCUGGAUGCCAAGCUUGAAGCAAACAUGGAAGAGAUGAGGAUGACACUGGCCAAACAGUCAGCACUUGAGGAGGAGCACAAGCAUCUCACCUGGCUUAGAGAAGUUGUGACUGACAAUACUGCAACAGAGGGAGAACCUGCUCAAGGGGAGAGCUCUCAGGAGAAGGAGGAGGAGGUUCCCGCUAUGACUGCUAUCAAACUUUUCUUUGAGUUAUUGAACCUGGUUUGCCGAGUCUUCAUGUCUCCCUGUCUUGCCAAGUCUAGAGCAGGAAGAUCUGCUGUCCAGCAGGUGAUCUAUGAAGUGUUGGAAAAGGGUCGUAACACAUCCAGAUGCAUGAAGUUGGUGUAACCAACCGAAGUGAAUGAUACAAACAGAGUUUGUUAUCAAAGUCAUCCAUAAGUUAUUUAAGUCAAUACAAUAGAUUGAGUCUCUUGUU